Messenger RNA from Colletotrichum navitas, 1254 nucleotides. Its product is annotated as type IIB DNA topoisomerase. The record is from RefSeq and is a predicted model, not a curated record. Gene Ontology annotation, molecular function: ATP binding; DNA topoisomerase type II (double strand cut, ATP-hydrolyzing) activity; DNA binding. NCBI's taxonomy places the organism in Eukaryota, Fungi, Ascomycota, Sordariomycetes, Glomerellales, Glomerellaceae. Gene Ontology annotation, biological process: reciprocal meiotic recombination; meiotic DNA double-strand break formation; meiotic DNA double-strand break processing. Gene Ontology annotation, cellular component: nuclear chromosome. The coding region runs from base 1 to 1254 and encodes 417 amino acids. The transcript is spliced from 7 exons.
AUGGACUAUGCUACAUCUCCGAUGAUCAACGGCCGCCAGCAGGGCCGACUAACACCCGACCUCAGUCAUUCAAGCAACGUGGUGACCAUCCCUGAUCAUGAUCCUCAGCAGAAUACCACAGGGGCUGCCAUCGCCAAGCUGGAAGACAUUCUCGUCGCCGUCCGAGAGUCACUGUCUAGAAAUGAAGAGAUGUCUAUUCCCUACAGAUCUCGCCCCUCUUCGGCUAGUCGAUCAGCAGCCGACCAAGCCCGCUCUCGAACUCCCCGGUCUGCUGUUCGCUUUCCUGGCCGGACGGUCCACGAAGCCACCAAGUUCAGCCGAUUGAUGCGGAUCCUCCAAAUGUCUCUCUGCGCCCUCAUGGCAGGCCGCACCAUCACCAAGAGGAACAUCUACUAUCAAGAUGAGGAUCUUUUCAAGAAGCAAAGCGUCGUCGACAAUCUCGUUGAUGAUCUAGCCUACACCCUCGGGCUUGGUCGGGAGGACCUUGGUAUCGUUGCUACUGGUAAAGGCUUGGUCGCAGGUCCGAUUCUGAUUCGUGCAAAGACCCAUCACGCUUUCAAUUCGUCCUCGGAGGCGCCACCCAAUCUCGACGCAUCUUCGAGCGCAGCCGGGGUCCUCAUACCUCCGGCAAGGGACAUCUCCCAGAUUGACUUCGGCCACGCGCGAUGGGUGCUAGCAACGUUUCGUACGCUGGCCGCCGCUAGAUACUGGGAGACAUCUACCUGCGGAAGCGGCAUUCUUGUCACGGGCAAAGGCUAUCCAGACUUGCUCACCAAGCAAUUCCUCCACCUCAUCCAUGACGUGAAGCCAGAGCUUCCAAUCAUGGCCCUUGUGGACUACGAUUCGGAUGGCAUUGCCAUCAUGCGCUGUUACAGCCAUGGCUCGCGUGGCCAUGCACACGAAAGAAACACAGUCGUCUCCAGCAUUUCAUGGCUCGGCAUCAAGAGCGGCGACCUUGCCCCUCAAUCGGGCCUGCUCUACUCCCAAGUACAGGUCCUUGCUGGCAGCCAAAGAUCACCUAGAACGAGCCUGUUCGAGCACUCGAGCUCUCUGACAAAAAAGGAUAGGAAAUCAGCUGCCAGGAUUAUCAUGGAGAUUGGAGAAGACGGCGCUGAUUGCGACAUUAUGUGCAGACGGGAGCUGCAGGUGAUGUUGUUUCUGAGUAUCAAGGCCGAGAUUCAAGCCGUGGAUGACGCCGGUGACAUGUCGAGUUGGCUUGACAGAAACAUGGGGGAUCACUUAUUCACUAAUUAG